ACACCCCCCGGCCCCGGCACAGCGACGCUGAGGACCCCCGCGCUCGUCGCACCUCCGAGCACUGCCCCGCUGUGCUCCCCAGCCGGGGCUGAGACCCCCCGCGCUCAUCGCACCCCUGCUCCCCCGUGGGGGCUGAGACCCCCGCACUCAUCGCACCCCCGCUGCCCCGCGGGGGCUGAGACCCCCGCACUCAUCGCACCCCUGCUGCCCCGCGGGGGCUGA
This is a messenger RNA of Nipponia nippon (crested ibis), 222 nucleotides long. The record is from RefSeq and is a predicted model, not a curated record. NCBI's taxonomy places the organism in Eukaryota, Metazoa, Chordata, Aves, Pelecaniformes, Threskiornithidae.